CUCCCGCGGCGUGGGGUCCAUCGCUCCCCCUCUCCCCUCCUUGCCGCCUCUCCUCGCUCUGCCUCUCUCGGUUUAUUUUUUCAAACGGUGUGGCCGCCAGAGGUGCGGGGCUAAAUUCUUGGAAGGGGCCCGGAUGUACCGAGGAUGCAUUACAAUUCCACUCAAGGAGGCAGUAGUGGAAAGGAUCAGUUUUUGGUAUUUGAUGCAAUAAUGGGAAUCAGGUAAUCAUCGGAAGGGAAGAGGAAAUACUGCGGAUCCACGGCUUCCUUGAAUUUUGCACGAAAGCCGCCGACCUCGGAGGAGGGAUUAAUCCAGACCCGCUUGGGGUGUUUUGACAUUUCUUCCUCUUUGUGGCUUCUUCUCCUUUUAAGACAAUUUUUGGUCAAUGGUCAAUGAAAACACGAGGAUGUACAUUCCGGAGGAAAACCACCAAGGUUCCAACUAUGGGAGCCCGCGCCCAGCUCAUGCCAACAUGAAUGCCAAUGCGGCUGCGGGGCUUGCCCCUGAGCACAUCCCCACCCCGGGGGCGGCCCUGUCCUGGCAGGCAGCCAUCGAUGCGGCCCGGCAGGCCAAGCUGAUGGGCAGUGCUGGCAACGCGACCAUCUCCACCGUCAGCUCCACGCAGCGGAAGCGGCAGCAGUAUGGGAAACCCAAGAAGCAGGGCAGCACGACCGCCACACGCCCACCCCGCGCCCUGCUCUGCCUGACUCUGAAGAACCCCAUCCGGAGGGCGUGCAUAAGCGUCGUUGAGUGGAAAUAUCCUUUACCAUUUGAAAUAAUUAUUUUACUGACUAUUUUUGCCAAUUGUGUGGCCUUAGCGAUCUAUAUUCCCUUUCCAGAAGAUGACUCCAACGCCACCAAUUCCAACCUGGAACGAGUGGAAUAUCUCUUUCUCAUAAUUUUUACUGUGGAAGCAUUUUUAAAAGUAAUAGCCUAUGGACUUCUCUUUCAUCCCAAUGCUUACCUCCGCAACGGUUGGAAUUUACUAGACUUUAUAAUUGUGGUUGUAGGGCUUUUUAGUGCAAUUUUAGAACAAGCGACCAAAGCCGAGGGGGCCAACGCUCUAGGAGGGAAAGGGGCAGGAUUUGACGUGAAGGCGCUGAGGGCCUUCCGCGUGCUGCGCCCCUUGAGGCUGGUGUCCGGAGUCCCGAGUCUCCAGGUGGUUCUGAAUUCCAUUAUCAAGGCCAUGGUCCCCCUACUGCAUAUCGCUCUGCUAGUGCUAUUUGUCAUCAUCAUCUACGCUAUUAUCGGCCUGGAGCUCUUCAUGGGAAAGAUGCAUAAGACCUGCUACAACCAGGAGGGCAUAGCAGAUGUUCCAGCAGAAGACGAUCCUUCCCCUUGUGCUCUGGAGACAGGCCACGGGCGGCAGUGCCAGAACGGCACUGUGUGCAGGCCCGGGUGGGAUGGGCCCAAGCAUGGCAUCACCAACUUUGACAAUUUUGCCUUCGCCAUGCUGACGGUGUUCCAGUGCAUCACCAUGGAGGGCUGGACUGACGUGCUGUACUGGGUCAAUGAUGCCGUAGGAAGGGACUGGCCCUGGAUCUAUUUUGUUACACUAAUCAUCAUAGGGUCAUUUUUUGUACUUAACUUGGUUCUCGGUGUUCUUAGCGGAGAGUUUUCCAAAGAGAGGGAGAAGGCCAAGGCUCGGGGAGAUUUCCAAAAGCUGCGAGAGAAGCAACAGCUAGAGGAGGACCUAAAAGGCUACCUGGACUGGAUCACCCAGGCAGAAGACAUCGACCCCGAGAAUGAGGACGAAGGCAUGGAUGAGGAGAAACCCCGAAACAUGAGCAUGCCUACAAGUGAGACCGAGUCUGUCAACACAGAAAAUGUGCCUGGAGGUGACAUCGAGGGAGAGAACUGCGGGGCCAGGCUGGCCCACCGGAUCUCCAAGUCUAAGUUCAGCCGCUACUGGCGCCGGUGGAACCGGUUCUGCAGAAGAAAGUGUCGCGCAGCGGUCAAGUCUAACAUCUUCUACUGGCUGGUGAUUUUCCUGGUGUUCCUCAACACGCUCACCAUCGCCUCAGAGCAUUACAACCAGCCCCACUGGCUCACAGAAGUCCAAGACACCGCCAAUAAGGCACUGCUGGCCCUUUUCACGGCGGAGAUGCUGCUGAAGAUGUACAGCCUGGGCCUGCAGGCCUACUUUGUGUCCCUCUUCAACCGCUUCGACUGCUUCAUCGUGUGCGGGGGCAUCCUGGAGACCAUCCUGGUGGAGACCAAGAUCAUGUCUCCCCUGGGCAUCUCUGUGCUGAGAUGUGUCCGGCUACUGAGGAUAUUUAAAAUCACAAGGUACUGGAACUCCUUAAGCAACUUAGUGGCAUCCUUGCUGAAUUCUGUGCGCUCCAUCGCCUCCCUGCUGCUACUCCUCUUCCUCUUCAUCAUCAUCUUCUCCCUCCUGGGGAUGCAGCUCUUUGGAGGGAAGUUCAACUUUGAUGAAAUGCAGCCCCGCAGGAGCACGUUUGAUAACUUUCCCCAGUCCCUUCUCACCGUGUUUCAGAUCCUGACCGGGGAGGACUGGAAUUCGGUGAUGUAUGAUGGGAUCAUGGCUUAUGGCGGCCCCUCUUUUCCAGGGAUGUUAGUCUGUAUUUACUUCAUCAUCCUCUUCAUCUGUGGAAACUAUAUCCUACUAAAUGUGUUCUUGGCCAUUGCUGUGGACAACCUGGCUGAUGCUGAGAGCCUCACAUCUGCCCAAAAGGAGGAGGAAGAGGAGAAGGAGAGAAAGAAGCUGGCCAGGACUGCCAGCCCAGAGAAGAAACAAGAAGGGAUGGAGAAGCCAGCAGUGGAGGAGACCAAGGAGGAGAAAAUUGAGCUGAAAUCCAUUACAGCUGAUGGAGAGUCCCCACCCACCACCAAGAUCAACAUGGAUGACCUCCAGCCCAAUGAAAAUGAGGAUAAGAGUCCCUACUCCAACCCAGAAACUGCAGGAGAAGAGGAUGAGGAGGAGCCUGAGAUGCCUGUGGGCCCCCGCCCACGACCACUCUCUGAGCUGCACCUUAAGGAAAAGGCAGUGCCCAUGCCAGAAGCCAGUGCAUUUUUCAUCUUCAGCUCCAACAACAGAUUUCGCCUCCAGUGCCACCGCAUUGUCAAUGACACGAUCUUCACCAACCUGAUUCUCUUCUUCAUUCUGCUCAGCAGCAUUUCCCUGGCUGCUGAGGAUCCCGUCCAGCACACCUCCUUCAGGAACCAUAUCCUAGGCAAUGCAGACUAUGUCUUCACUAGUAUCUUUACCUUAGAAAUUAUCCUUAAGAUGACUGCUUAUGGAGCUUUCCUGCACAAGGGCUCUUUUUGCCGGAACUACUUCAACAUCUUGGACCUGCUGGUGGUCAGCGUGUCCCUCAUCUCCUUCGGCAUCCAGUCCAGUGCAAUCAAUGUUGUGAAGAUCUUACGAGUUCUCCGAGUCCUCAGGCCCCUGAGGGCCAUCAACAGAGCCAAGGGGCUAAAGCACGUGGUUCAGUGUGUGUUCGUUGCCAUCCGGACCAUUGGGAACAUCGUAAUUGUCACCACACUGCUUCAGUUCAUGUUCGCCUGCAUUGGGGUUCAGCUCUUCAAGGGAAAGCUCUACACCUGUUCAGAUAGUUCCAAACAGACAGAGGCAGAAUGCAAGGGUAACUACAUCACAUACAAGGAUGGGGAGGUUGACCACCCCAUCAUCCAGCCCCGCAGCUGGGAGAACAGCAAGUUUGACUUUGACAAUGUUUUGGCGGCCAUGAUGGCCCUCUUCACCGUCUCCACCUUUGAAGGGUGGCCAGAGCUGCUGUACCGCUCCAUCGACUCCCACACAGAAGACAGGGGCCCCGUCCACAACUACCGCGUGGAGAUCUCCAUCUUUUUCAUCAUCUACAUCAUCAUCAUUGCCUUCUUCAUGAUGAACAUCUUCGUGGGUUUCGUCAUCGUCACCUUCCAGGAGCAGGGGGAGCAGGAGUACAAGAACUGUGAGCUGGACAAGAACCAGCGGCAGUGUGUGGAAUACGCCCUCAAGGCCCGGCCCCUGCGGAGGUACAUACCCAAGAACCAGCACCAGUACAAAGUGUGGUACGUGGUCAACUCCACCUACUUUGAGUACCUGAUGUUCGUCCUCAUCCUGCUCAACACCAUCUGCUUGGCCAUGCAGCACUACGGUCAGAGCUGCCUGUUCAAAAUCGCCAUGAACAUCCUCAACAUGCUCUUCACAGGCCUCUUCACCGUGGAGAUGAUUCUGAAGCUCAUUGCCUUUAAACCCAAGGGUUACUUUAGUGAUCCCUGGAAUGUUUUUGACUUCCUCAUCGUUAUUGGCAGCAUAAUUGACGUCAUUCUCAGUGAAACUAAUCCAGCUGAACAUACCCAAUGCUCUCCCUUUAUGAAUGCAGAGGAGAAUUCCCGCAUCUCCAUCACCUUCUUCCGCCUCUUCCGGGUCAUGCGCCUGGUCAAGCUGCUGAGCCGUGGGGAGGGCAUCCGGACCCUGCUGUGGACCUUCAUCAAGUCCUUCCAGGCCCUGCCCUAUGUGGCGCUUCUGAUAGUGAUGCUGUUCUUCAUCUAUGCCGUGAUUGGCAUGCAGGUGUUUGGGAAAAUUGCCCUGAAUGACACCACAGAGAUCAACCGCAACAACAACUUUCAGACCUUCCCCCAAGCUGUGCUGCUCCUCUUCAGGUGCGCCACAGGGGAGGCAUGGCAGGACAUCAUGCUGGCCUGCAUGCCGGGGAAGAAGUGUGCCCCAGAGUCAGAGCCCAGCAACAGCACAGAAGGGGAAACUCCCUGUGGCAGCAGUUUCGCCGUCUUCUACUUCAUCAGCUUCUACAUGCUCUGUGCCUUCCUGAUCAUCAACCUCUUUGUAGCUGUCAUCAUGGACAACUUUGACUACUUGACAAGGGACUGGUCAAUCCUUGGUCCCCACCAUCUGGAUGAAUUUAAAAGAAUCUGGGCAGAGUAUGACCCUGAAGCCAAGGGUCGUAUCAAACACCUAGAUGUGGUGACACUGCUCCGGCGGAUUCAGCCCCCACUGGGUUUUGGGAAGCUGUGCCCUCACCGAGUGGCUUGCAAACGCCUGGUCUCCAUGAACAUGCCGCUAAAUAGCGAUGGGACGGUCAUGUUCAAUGCCACCCUGUUUGCCCUAGUCCGGACAGCCUUGAGGAUCAAAACAGAAGGGAACCUAGAACAAGCCAAUGAGGAGUUGCGGGCUAUAAUCAAGAAGAUCUGGAAGCGGACCAGCAUGAAGCUGCUGGACCAAGUGGUGCCCCCUGCAGGUGAUGAUGAGGUCACAGUUGGCAAGUUUUACGCUACUUUCCUGAUCCAAGAGUACUUCCGGAAAUUCAAGAAGCGCAAAGAACAGGGCCUUGUGGGCAAGCCCUCCCAGAGGAACGCGCUGUCCCUGCAGGCUGGCUUGCGUACACUGCACGACAUCGGGCCCGAGAUCCGCCGGGCCAUCUCUGGAGACCUGACGGCCGAGGAGGAGCUGGACAAGGCCAUGAAGGAGGCUGUGUGUGCUGCCUCCGAGGACGACAUCUUCAGGAGGGCCGGUGGCCUGUUCGGUAACCACGUCAGCUACUACCAAAGCGACGGCCGGAGCGCCUUCCCCCAGACCUUCACCACCCAGCGCCCGCUGCACAUCAACAAGGCGGGUAACAGCCAAGGCGACACUGAGUCGCCAUCCCACGAGAAACUGGUGGACUCCACUUUCACCCCCAGCAGCUACUCGUCCACUGGCUCCAACGCCAACAUCAACAAUGCCAACAACACUGCCCUGGGCCGCUUCCCCCGCCCCACCGGCUUCCCCAGCGCGGUCAGCACCGUGGAGGGCCACGGGCCCCCCCUGUCUCCUGCCAUCCGGGUGCAGGAGGCAGCGUGGAAGCUCAGCUCUAAGAGGUGCCACUCCCGGGAGAGCCAGAUAGCCAUGGUGUGUCAGGAGGAGGCCUCUCAGGACGAGACCUAUGACUUGAAGAUGAGUGAAGACGCCGAGCACUGCGGCGAGCCCAGCCCCAUCUCCACAGAGAGGCUCUCCUAUCAGGAUGAUGAGCAUCGACAACUGACACCCCCCAAGGAGGAUGAGAGGGACAUCCGGCAAUCUCCAAAGAGGGGUUUCCUCCGCUCUGCCUCCCUAGGUCGGAGGGCCUCCUUCCACCUGGAAUGUCUGAAGCGACAGAAGAAUCAAGGUGGAGACAUCUCUCAGAAGACAGUCCUGCCCUUGCAUCUGGUUCAUCAUCAGGCAUUGGCAGUGGCGGGCCUGAGCCCCCUCCUCCAGAGAAGCCAUUCCCCCACCACGUUCCCCAGGCCCUGUGCCACGCCCCCUGCCACGCCUGGCAGCAGAGGCUGGCCCCCAAGGCCCAUCCCCACCCUACGGCUGGAGGGGGCCGAGUCCAGCGAGAAACUCAACAGCAGCUUCCCGUCCAUCCACUGCAGCUCCUGGUCUGGGGAACCCAUGGCCUGUGGUGGGGGCAGCAGCGCCAUCCGGAGAGCACGGCCUGUGUCCCUCACUGUGCCCAGCCAGGCGGGGGCCCCGGGCAGGCAGUUCCAUGGCAGUGCCAGCAGUCUGGUUGAAGCGGUCUUGAUUUCAGAAGGACUGGGGCAGUUUGCUCAAGAUCCCAAGUUUAUCGAGGUCACAACCCAGGAGCUGGCUGACGCCUGUGACAUGACAAUAGAGGAGAUGGAGAAUGCCGCCGACAACAUCCUCAGUGGGGGCACCCGGCAGAGCCCCAACGGCACCCUCUUACCUUUUGUUAACUGCAGGGACCCAGGGCAGGACAGAGCAGGGGGCGAGGAGAACGAGACCUGUGCACCCGCCCUGGAGUGUGGGAAGGGCGAGGGGGAGCUCCAGGACAGCAGAGCCUACGUCAGCAACCUGUAGGAGCUAGGGCCGGGGAGAUGCUGGGUUUUUUAUUUGUUUCAAUGUUCCUAAUGGGUUCGUUUCAGAAGUGCCUCACUGUUCUCGUGACCUGGAGUUAACCGGAACAGCGUCUUCAUUCAUUUCGUUGGGACAAGACGCAGAGUUGGGUGGUGUGGAGAGUCAGCUUUUCAGGGGGAUGAGAAGCAACAACCCCAGUGUGUGUCCACAGAGGUAGAGUGGGGAGGAGGAGGAGGUGGAAGAAUCAGGGAGGGAGAGCAAGAGGAGAGACGCCUGCCCUCCCACAAUAUUUCAGGCCCUGCACCAGGAACCAACAGUCGCCUCUGGGCAUGAAAGAGAACCUCAGCUUCCUGCGGUCGCCCUCACCAAAAGGACCCUAUGUCAAACGGGUGUCUUUCAACCUUGCUUGUAAAAAAAAAUCAUUUUGCACAUAUUCUGUAUGAGCCUCACUGUCUCAUAGAGCCAGGGCCCUGUGGAUUUGCAGAAGGAAGCAGGGCGUGACUUCAGCAAGGACCCAGCCCCACCCUAGAGAGGGAGGAGGAGGCAGCAAGAGGCUACAGGAGCUCAGGGAGCCAGGAUGGAGGGCGAGGGACGCGUGGCAGCGCGUGGCAGCGUUGCAGCUUCACACCGAGGCCCCAGCCACCCCCCACCUGCAUCGGGAGCAGCCUACCUGCACAGGCCACACCGAGCUCAGAGCUCCAGACCAGCGGCCAGGCCAGCAUCAGGGCUUGGGGGAGCCAGCCCUGCCGCCGCGCCAGGAAGGGGCAGCUCGCUCCCAACCACAAGAGGCGGUGCUGAGCUCCUGUUGAGCGCUCUUUUGUUUUGUGGUUUGACAUUUUUCUUGACAGCAUGUUGCAGUUUUUGUUUUGGGGUUUUUUUUUAAUUAUUAUUUUGUUUUCCCGGGGGAGGGGAGGAAGAAGAGUGUUUACAAAGUUUCGUAGCUACCCACUUUGCUGUUUUCACUUUUGCAAAUGUAAAUCAGGUCUGGUUUUAUUGUAUUAUUUAAACGGUUGUGGUAUCCUUUCUCUAUGGAGGGUUCAAUAGAGCUGCUGUAGGAGAGUUUUACCAGCCAUUGUGUAUGCCCAAUAAUUUGUUUUAAUUUCCGUAGAUAAUAACAAAAAUUGGAGGGGUUUGGUUUUAGAAUUUAAGGGUAAUCAGCAAUGCACUCGCUAUGGUCUUGCACACAUGGGUGAUUGAGUCAGGUUCUUUUUAAUGCUGGGUGUGUUAGUGGGUGCCAGCGAGAGGAAGCAUGUAUGACAGAGUCUCUGUGAGUGUGUGUGUUCUGUGUGUGUGUAUUGGGUUGUCUGUGUGUGUCGUACAUGUGUAUGUGCACCCACACAGUGCACCCUAUGCGUGCACAUGAGUCCACAGCUCCCCCUUCUGGUUUAACUGUGGGGAGAUCUGAACCUGGGGCCAUUUGAAAGCAAAAGCAAACCACUGUCUCUACUUCUGAAACGGGAAUCAGUAACUCUUUGCAUUUUCUGUCCCACAAGAUAUGCAAAAACAAUGCAAUAAUAUUCAUUUUAAAACUACAAUUGUGAGUUGUGUUGGCAUUAAAACUGUAUUUAAAAAAAAAUACACAGAAAUUUUAGGGAAAACUUGAGAAGGCAUUUUGCUUCGAUAUAUUCCGUGUAAUGUUUUAUUGCAUUGAUAAUGUUUCUGUUGAAGAAACUGUUAUACUUGAAUUCAGGUCAGUUUCAGUAUUUUACAAAUAUUUUUUUAAAACUGAAUUGCAAU
Molecule: messenger RNA, 8551 nt
Organism: Diceros bicornis minor
Lineage: Eukaryota; Metazoa; Chordata; Mammalia; Perissodactyla; Rhinocerotidae
Gene: CACNA1C
Product: calcium voltage-gated channel subunit alpha1 C
Exons: 47
Coding region: 386-6817 (2143 amino acids)
Biological process (GO): calcium ion import across plasma membrane
Cellular component (GO): membrane; voltage-gated calcium channel complex
Molecular function (GO): high voltage-gated calcium channel activity
Source: RefSeq, a predicted model, not a curated record